Messenger RNA from Entamoeba nuttalli P19, 1266 nucleotides. RefSeq names its product phosphatidylinositol-glycan biosynthesis class O protein, putative. Gene Ontology annotation, cellular component: endoplasmic reticulum membrane. Bases 1 to 1266 code for a protein of 421 amino acids. Gene Ontology annotation, biological process: GPI anchor biosynthetic process. Gene Ontology annotation, molecular function: mannose-ethanolamine phosphotransferase activity. The transcript has a single exon. NCBI's taxonomy places the organism in Eukaryota, Evosea, Mastigamoebida, Endamoebidae. The record is from RefSeq and is a predicted model, not a curated record.
AUGUUAGCUGGUAUUAUAUUAAUGAUAGUGUCAUUAGUGUGUGGUUUACUCUUUGUUUUUGGAUAUCCACAAUUCCAUUUUACUACAUUAAAAGUUAUUCAUGGAUUCAUUUUAGGAAUGGUUCCAGCUUUAUUUUUAAGAAGGAUAUAUGACAUAGGUAUGAGUAAAUUUGAUCAAUAUAUAUUCUUUACAAGUCUUUUAGGAGGUCUUUCUUUCAUAUCGAAUUUAGCAAGUCAAUUCAAUACAUUUAUUCUUUCUGGAACUCGAAUCACAACAACUGUAACUUUUGACAUUAUUGUUAAUAUUAUUCUUUGUUUUAUUUAUGGAUUUGGACAAUACACUGAUUCAUACAUUAAAGAAGAAGAAUAUACAUCAUUUUAUGUAGCAGAAUGGCUUUCAAUAAUUAUGUUUUUCUUUGCACUAUCUCAACGUAAACAAGGAAGUAUUAAGAUAUUGUGUUAUCAUUUUCUUCUUAUUAUUUUAAGUUCUUGUAUUAAAUUAUUCUCAUUCCAUGUAAUAUCCUUAUUACUACUACCAAUUGUCUUAUACUUAAUUACACAUUCUAUAAACAUUUCAAUUAGUUCAAUAUGCGCAUUCGUUUAUCAUUUAAUAAGACCAUAUCCAACUUCAUUAUUAGGAAUUAUCUUACCAGACACUAUUUAUUUGUUAACACUUAUUUCAUUGGUUAUAGGUUAUAAACAACGGUUAUCAGUUAUUCACUAUUUAUAUUCAUUGAUCCCAUUAGCAACAGUUUUACUACCAUACUCUUCAUCAACAAUAUUAUUAUUGUUUAUUGGUUUUGUUUAUGUUUUUAAAGAGUAUGAAUUUUCAGAGAGUAUUACCACUUUCUUCUUGUUUAUUGGAAUUCAUUUCUUCUUCUUAAGUGGACAUGCAUUCCAAUUUAGUGAUAUUCAAUUUAAUGCUGGAUUUAUUGGAAUACCAUUCUAUUCAUUCUUUGGAAAUGGAUUUUUGGUCAUUUUGAAUACAUUCUUCUUCCCUGGUAUUGUUGUAUUAGCUAUUGCAGGAAUUACACAAUCAAAAGUUAAUGGAACACUUCUUUAUACCAGAAGCUCAAUAUUGGUUAUGUUAUUCUUUAGUUAUCAACUCCUUUCUAUUAUGAUUUUUACUUACUUUGUAUCUGGACAUUUAGAAAUCUUCAGAAUUUUUACACCAAAAGUAUGUUUUGAUGCAGCAAUUACAGUUGUAGUGGAUGUCAUUGUUUUUGUUGUUUAUUUCAUUCUAAGAGAAGCAAAAAGCAAACAUUAA